GUUAAAUUCCUUUGAAAAAUCCAUAACGUGCUGAAAAAAUACAGCUAGUAUUACUUGUAGUUUUAUUUUAUACAAAUACGAAACCUGAAAGUUCUGUGGUAAAAAUUUGACCAAAUUUGACCUUUUGUACAUUUUAUUAUUUAACGUUAUUUUCCGAAUAUAAAUAAUUUUCACUCAUAAGAAAGAUGGCCCAAAUCAAAGUAUCUGCACCGGGCAAAGUGAUUUUAUACGGAGAACAUGCGGUGGUGUAUGGAAAAACUGCUGUAGCGAGUAGCUUAAGUUUGCGUACGAAUGCCGAAUUGAUCGAACUGCCUGAAAGCAACGAGAAGAUCAUUCAACUAGACUUCUCUAAUGUUAACUUAUCCAUUAGUCUGCCUAUACAACAAAUUCUAGAUUGUUUCUUUACUGCUAGUUUUAGCCAUGUUAAUUGUGAUACCAAGAUAAACGAAUUGCUUCAUUCUGUAAGUCAAUUUGUCAACACGCUGGAUCCUUUAUUGCAAAGGGAUACUCCUGAUUAUAAAAACCAAAAGACAAGUUUAGAAGCAUUCUUCUUCUCGCUCGUUUAUAUUAGUCAUAUGGAACAAAUAGAUUUGACAAAAACUGCUUUUAAAGUGCAUAUAUCCUCGAGUUUGGAACUUGGUGCUGGUUUGGGCAGUUCAGCAGCGUUUGCGGUAAGUCUCGCAGGAUGCCUUCUACGUUGGGCGCAAUUACAAAAGAACAUUCAAAAAAAUGCAUUCGACAAUGAGGACCUCGAAAAAAUCUCGAAUUAUGCUAAAAACUGCGAGAGAGUCACGCACGAGACUCCGUCCGGGAUUGAUAAUACUGUAUGCACGUACGGCUCGAUAAUAAAAUUCAGGGAAGACAAGAAGGAGAAAUUAACUUUUAUACCAGAUGUAAACCUUUUGCUGGUUAAUACGAAAAUUAUACGAGAUACAAAAAUUCAAGUGAUGAAAGCAGCGAGAUUGAAGAGUUUAUAUCCAUUGAUCAUCCAGCCCAUAUUGGACAGCAUGGAUAUUAUAGCGGAAAAGGCUUGGAAUAUACUUAAUGAAGCGAAUAGUCCAGACCUUCCAUCUACAAGUACAGGUAGUACUGCGGCAAAUUGGUGCGAUAAAUUAUCGAUUUUAGUUCACAUGAAUCAAGGAUUAUUAAAUGCAUUAGACGUGUCACAUCCGAAGUUAGAGAUGAUUUGUGCAACCGCAUGGUUGAACGGAUACGCGGGGAAGCUCACAGGUGCUGGUGGAGGUGGCUUUGCAUACAUUAUGUUAAAACCGCAUACUGAAAUGGCAAACCUCGGGCCUUUAAUAGAUCAAUUAGCAGAACAAGACUUCAAUGUCAAGAUGGCCAAAAUAGGUGGUGACGGAGUAAAACUUGAAUAUUAAUUUAAAAUAAAAAUUAAAUGACGUCUUUGAUAAAAGAAGAAAGUAAAAUUUUUUAUCUUUUGUACAUUUAACAGGGAUGACAGGGAAUAAAGCAUGUAUUUGUUAAAUACACGAAUUAUCACAUUGCAAAUGAAAAAAAUAACAAUAAAAUAUUCUUUCACGCUAA
Pogonomyrmex barbatus (red harvester ant) is the source of this 1545-nucleotide messenger RNA. RefSeq names its product mevalonate kinase-like. The record is from RefSeq and is a predicted model, not a curated record. Lineage: Eukaryota; Metazoa; Arthropoda; Insecta; Hymenoptera; Formicidae. Gene Ontology annotation, cellular component: cytosol; cytoplasm. Gene Ontology annotation, biological process: isopentenyl diphosphate biosynthetic process, mevalonate pathway; cholesterol biosynthetic process; isoprenoid biosynthetic process. Gene Ontology annotation, molecular function: mevalonate kinase activity; ATP binding.